CGGAGUGCAAGUGCUUCGUCUUUCUUGUGCUGCAGCCCCAGAAUCCCUCCUGCACGAAGAGCAGUAAAAAAUCUUUUUUUCCAUACGCACGCUAGGUAGCUUAGGGGAAGACGGACAAAAAUGUACGUAAAGGAAGCGCCAGGACUUUUCUCGUGCGUUUUUUUGCCGGCACCACCGGGAGUCGCGGGAUAUCUGCCCGAUCGCUUGCCUUCGGACCUUUCGUAGCUGGACGACGUGCAUCUUGUCCUGCAAAUAAACAACUUUUCGCACGAAAUUGUUUCAUCGACCAGACGCCAGGAGAAGUACUGGUCUGUUUCUGCACGGCCUGACUACUUGUGCUUCCUAAUCCUAAGUGGAAGAAAGGGAACAAGAUCUCGUACCGGUACUAUCAUCUCUCUGAUUGAACAUCGCUGUAAAGGAGUACGAGGUGGAAUCCAAAGCAGAAGACCCUCAACAUGCGGCCGGCGGACUUGAAGGCUGACGUCGCACCGGGGACGUUGUUUCUGCUUUUCCUCGUGGCGUCGCUUGUGUACUACAAUUUGGUCGGCCUCAUCAUCUCGCUCGGGUACUACGACGAGCCGAUAGUCGCCCUGAUUCUGGUCGCGUUGGUCACCGGUUCCGCACUUCUCCCGGCAUUUUUCCCAGUGGUGUUUCCGCUCCCGGCAUUGAAUGGAGUUUUCACUCUCAUCGAAAACCGGCUUGUGGUAUAUCAACCCUAUUGGAGAAGGAGAGCGUGAGCACCAUCAGUUUCUUGCUCAUGUCUGCGCCAAAAAUGAGAAUGAAUCAAAACAGAUGAAGAAAGUGAGGCUCUUUAUCGUCCAAAACAUGGCACACAUCACAACAGCCGGGCCGGCAGAACCUCGGUAUCGACCCGCAGUGUCUGAAAAAAGCGAACCGCCGCCUUCUCCACGUCGUUUUCACCGACCUGGCUGCGUCGUCGUUCCUCUUUUGCGCGGUGGGUUUGGUGAACCAUUUAUCGCUGUAUCAGCGGUUUGGCUCGAUCAUGAUGCCGGACCGAACCAGUUACGUUGACGUCGAUCCGCGCACGGCCUCGCAACUCUGGGCCGACGCCGGGAAACUGCAGUUUAGAGAAGGUGCUUGAGCAUGCUUGUCAAGUUGCAGUUGCUCGAUGACUCUAGAGAAGUACUGCCUCACAUGGUGCAGCAACUUAUGUUUAUCAAAAUGACAAACAGGGUCUCGCGUCGACGGUUCUCGUGCGAUCGCGUAUCAACCAAUCGGCGAACCUUCUACCUACUGCGUCGCCCCAGUGCAAUAUCAGGUGUAAAAAUGAAAACUGGCAGGUUUGCAUUCGGAGGUCCCCGCCCAUGCACAUGCUUCCUUUGCUCCCCGUCCCCGUAAUUAUUGGGAUGCAUAGGAGCAGUGCUGCUUACCGAAGAGUGUUGCUCUCGCACGGGAGUCAACAACUGCUAAGUAAUAUAUAGCAUGGAGGUGUUAUCGGGAAAUCAAUGCAGUUUGUACCACGGGAACAGGACGGCCACACGGGCUAUUCCUAUUGAAACGAUGUCUACUUUUUUACACGUGAUACGGAAUUUCAAAGUGUGGAGCCCACCGCAAAAGUGGAAUACUGGGCGGUUGGAGUGGACUGCUGCAAAAGCGCCAACGUCUUCUCCUGCGAGGACAGUAGCCUGUUUGACGCAAAAUCGGCCUACGUGUUACAACCGUUUCACUACAUGGACAACAUUCUGUUCCGCGCGCCGCCCAUUCGCAAGUACGACCGCUUCCUCGAAGCCGUAAAAAUGUCCGAGCUGAAAUUCGUAUCAGCUUGAGAAAAUUUCCUACACGUACGUGACGAGUUAUAGUGAUUUCUUGUUGUAAGCAGGAUAAGCAAAAGGAACGCGACGUGUUAUCGAUCCUGCCUUGUCCCGCCUGAUUACAAUGCGUAUGCCUUGUUACCAGCAUAUUGCUGCUGCAUGAUCAACCACUUGGACUUGGACUCUGUCUUGAAGUUUUCGUGUUGUCCGUAGUUGAUAGUGCAUUCAUUCACGUUUCCACUUCCGUGUAGUCGUCUUUUUCACGUGCAUACCCCGGCCUAACCUCCAGCGACACGCCCCUGUUGCUCCGGUGGAAGAAAGACCCUGACGAAAUCGAAAACGAGUUGGCCAGCGCGCGCACGUUCACGAACAUUAUGCAAGAAGUAAUGGUGAUCGUGCUGGCACUCGCAGUGGCCUGCUACUGUGCCAUGGCCAAGGCACCGAGGAUAUACCAAGACUUCCUCGACGAAGACUACAUCUUCUGGCCAGGAGGUAACUUUUUUUUUAUACUUCGUUCGUCGAGUGUGUAGUUGAUUCUAUUAGGUGGAGGUGAAGCAUCAAGUAAAGUCCUUAAAUAUUCGUUCCUGGUGAUGUGUUGUGGCUAGUAGCAAAACUUUUAUAUCGCCGGCACCUCCUGCGAAAUGUCAAUUAACACUCGAGCGCGCUUGUUCUUAUGCUACUUCCGUCUAAAUUUAUCAGGUAGCAAAAAGCCGAAGUCGUCAACCGCGCUCGACGCCACUAUGAUGCAAGGAGCCGGAGGCCAACUUGAUGCCACGCUGCUGAACACUAUGGAAAUGAAAAGCGCUGGUGAUACAAAACCGAUUCAGAUUGUGAAAUAGGUGGUAAAGAAGUGAUCCCAGCAAGCGCUUUCCAUUUCCACAAACCACCGCAGUUCCAUAGGCGCGGGGAGGCCGCCGGGAACCGACGCGUCGCUGUUCACGGGUAGGCAGACAGGAGGUAAUAGUCCGAAUGCGCCACCCGCGAGACCUUCUGGAGGUAGAGCAGCGCGACAGCAGGCCAGUAUGGUGAGUAGUGGGGGCGGCGGGCCGGGUUGAGAAAGUCCAGACAAGGACGGGCACUGUUGUAGUAGCACGACCAGGAGCAGCUGCGUCAGUGUGUGAUGCAUAGUGCGGUUAGUAGUUGUACCUAGCACUACUACAUCUGGCUUUGUAGGUACAGGUUGCUCGACAGAAUCAGGGACAGGGUGGGGCCGUGGUGGCCGCGUGGUUCUAAACACUACGUUGUCCUUGUCGCUGAAGAUUGCGUGAUCAUCCUCUCGAUUUGUCCUCCAGAAGGCGAGCACAGUAAUUUAAAUUUUCAGAUUACUUCUGACUUUCGCGUUCACCUGGGACGAGGUCGCGUGUUCAGUUUGGCCUGUGUCGCUGUUGUUGAGCGCGUGGAUCCUCGGUGCCAGUCCUGGAAAGGCUACAGAAUCUUCACACUUUUGGCCGCAAUCGGAUUCGGCGAUAAAGGGUCAGUGUGGUCGUGGGAUCCUGCAAGCCAAAGAGUGAACAUCCUAAUGUCCUCCAAAUUCCUUCUUCCAUAAUCGCUCGAAGCCUUGCUGGAAAACAAACAAUCACAAAACAUGCACAUCAAAGAAUUAGAGACAAAACCGAUAGAGCUACGGUUCCAAUAAAAAUAACCAUGUCCAUCACCGUCGGGCGGCCUCCGCCUUCCUCGGAGGCUGCUGGGGAGCAAGACGCCGGCAACAAGAAAACCGGCAAGGCGCUGAGAGAACUGAAGGAAGUGACGGUGUUUUUCCUCUUGGCCGUGGCGUUUGCGUACUUCCUCCCCCCGGCAGCGAGUCUAGUCGGCGUUGUGCUCUUGUUUGCGUUCUUCGGACUCGUUUCGGAGACGUUUUUCUGACGAUUGUUGUUGACAACAUCCUAUUUUUCGGAAUCGGACCCAGAUCUUCGUCUUCCUUCCAUGAAGAUUCUUUCAAUCUACUUCCUCUACGGAGAUGGACAUUGCAAACCGUAGAACGGCCACCUCCCUUUGGAUUUGCAAAAUCUAAGAGCGCCAU
Amoebophrya sp. A120 is the source of this 3795-nucleotide messenger RNA. NCBI's taxonomy places the organism in Eukaryota, Dinophyceae, Syndiniales, Amoebophryaceae. The record is from the annotation of a GenBank genome assembly.